CAGAUUCACCAGAGAAACACACAAGAGAUGACAAAAAUGUCUCAGACUCUAUAUUUCAGUCUUCUUGUCAUUGCUCUCUGUUCAUUAUCUGAAGGCAUUCAGCGCCGCUAUCACUAUAUAAACAUGGAGAAGACCUGGACUGAAGCUCAGAGAUACUGCAGAGAGAAUUACACAGAUCUGGCCACAGUCAACAACAUCAAUGACAUGAACGAGCUGAAGAAGACUGUGAAUAACAAUCAGAAGGUCUGGAUUGGACUGAAGAGAACAGGUGUUUAUAAAUGGAAGUGGUCUCUGGGUGAUCCUGUCAAAUAUCUGAACUGGGAAACUGAACCAUCAAAUGUCACAAAUAAUUGUACCAUUAUGAGAAAUGGAAAAUGGCUUCAGCAGGACUGCAAUGUAAAGUCACAGUUCAUAUGCUACAAUGACAACAGUAAAUCAUACAUCAUUAUCACUUCUGAUAAAACAUGGAGUGAAGCUCAGAGUUUCUGCAGACAGUAUCAUACUGAUCUGACCAGUGUGAGGAACCAGACUGACAAUCAACUGAUCCACAACAUCAUUAAUGAUCCUCACACAUCUGUCUGGAUUGGUCUGUUCAGAGACUCGUGGGAGUGGUCAGAUAACACUGACUCCGCCUUCAGAUACUGGAGGGCUCAUGAACCGAAUAAUGCUGGUGGUUCUGAAGAUUGUGCAGACAGUAUAAUGACAGACAAUGGAGAGUGGUUUGACACGUCUUGCAAUUUACUUAUGAAUUUUGUGUGUCAUGAAGAUGAGCUGAUAUUGAUCCAGAAGAAUCUGAGCUGGACUGAAGCUGUGAGAUACUGCAGAGAGAAUCAUGUGGAUCUGGUUUCAGUUGAUUCACGGGAGAUUCAGCUCUGGGUGAAAGCAGCGGUUCAUCAGGCCUCGACUGCUGAGGUGUGGCUGGGGUUACGUCUCUCCUGCUCUGUGGGGAUCUGGUUCUGGGUGAACGGAGAGAUCGCUUGUUAUCAGAAUUGGGCUCCGGGGAAUGAAACAGCAGUGGACGACUGUGAGCGUGAAGUGAGAUCUGGAGCGGUUCAGUCUGGAGGAGAUCAUCUCUGGAUUAGUCUUCCUGAAUCUAAACAACUCAACUUCAUCUGCAUCAGACAUGAUUGACAAUUCAAUGAUGUGUGUGUGUGUGUUUCACUACCUGUAGACCUUAAUCUUUUUAGUUUUUUUCUGGGUUUCACAUUCAUUUUUAUUUCAUUUAUGUCUUUAGCAGU
This is a messenger RNA of Triplophysa dalaica, 1238 nucleotides long. Its product is annotated as C-type mannose receptor 2-like. Lineage: Eukaryota; Metazoa; Chordata; Actinopteri; Cypriniformes; Nemacheilidae. The record is from RefSeq and is a predicted model, not a curated record. Bases 28 to 1131 code for a protein of 367 amino acids. The transcript has 5 exons.